Aegilops tauschii subsp. strangulata is the source of this 390-nucleotide messenger RNA. NCBI's taxonomy places the organism in Eukaryota, Viridiplantae, Streptophyta, Magnoliopsida, Poales, Poaceae. The record is from RefSeq and is a predicted model, not a curated record.
AUGGCUCUAGUGGCCUGCGGCGAGGGCGGAGUGGACGGGGAGGGGCGGCACGUCGAUGCGAGGAGGAUGGCGGCGUCGGUGGCGGUCCACGGCGACGGGACGGAGCAAGGUGGCAGCGGCUCCGGCGAGAUGCGGCGGCAGCGUCGCGAGUGCGGGGCGAGGAGGAGGAACGGGGCCCGGGGCUCUGAUCCAACGGCUGGCGGUGGUGGUUACCGGUCGGCGGCGGCGGGGUUCGUCGGUGUCGGAGAAGACGGCGGCGGGCGGCUCGGCUCGACCGGAGCGCUGGCUCUGGUGGCCUGCGGCGAGGGCGGAGUGGACGGGGAGGGGUGGCGCGUCGAGGCGAGGAGGAUGGCGGCGUCGGCGGCGGUCCACGGCGACGGGAUGGAGUGA